This is a messenger RNA of Pneumocystis jirovecii RU7, 633 nucleotides long. RefSeq lists its product as uncharacterized. Bases 1 to 633 code for a protein of 210 amino acids. Gene Ontology annotation, cellular component: Mis6-Sim4 complex; kinetochore. The transcript is spliced from 5 exons. Lineage: Eukaryota; Fungi; Ascomycota; Pneumocystomycetes; Pneumocystales; Pneumocystaceae. The record is from RefSeq and is a predicted model, not a curated record. Gene Ontology annotation, biological process: chromosome segregation.
AUGCAUACUCUAUGCGCACAUCCUCUCUCCACUGUUCGACGCUCCACAAUGUCUCAAAACGAAUCGCAAAUAUUAAAUGCAUUUCUUGUGUCAUCGUCAGGAUUAAAAGACAUUGCAGGAUUAAGCACAUUUACGUCGCUUUUUCCAUCUUCUAAACGAUCUCAUCCAGAUAUUGAAACUUUAUACCGGCUGCUACAGACACAACGCAGUGCAAUUUGCCAAACAGUCAGGAAAAAUAUUGAGCUGGAAUGCAAGCUUGGACCUUGCAGGAACAUAAAAGGUCAGGGAAUGGGCUCAGAAAGCAAAAAAACAGAAUUUACAGAGUUUCAUAAUGAGCCAUGGCAAUUAGAAACAAAUAAAGCACUAGAGCUUUCAGAAAUGCUUAAGCAAAUGGAAGAGACAGUAGAAAAAAUGCAAGAAGAGAUGGAAAAACUUGGAAAGGGAUGUGAUGAUUUAUUACAAAACAUGAAAAUGAUAGUAAGCGAGAUGGAAGUUGGUCCAUAUGAAAAACAGUCUCUUGAUCAUGCAGAAGAAACAGUGAAUGGAUUAAGGGAAUUGAUUGAAACGUGUGAAGAAUUACUAAAAAAUUGCGAAAAUACGUAUCAGCAAGCACAAAGAACAGAAAACAAGUAA